This is a messenger RNA of Cylindrotheca closterium, 1854 nucleotides long. The record is from the annotation of a GenBank genome assembly. Lineage: Eukaryota; Bacillariophyta; Bacillariophyceae; Bacillariales; Bacillariaceae.
AUGUCAACCUUCAUGUCAACAUCAACCACCACGGCCACACCAUCAGUCCUGGCAUCAGCAGCGUCAGCAAAGAACAGUGUGGAAACCGCUUCAGCGUCCUCAUCGUCUUCUUCUUCACGUCCAACAUAUGCACAAUUUGAAGAUGCCGAUGAACCAAUCGUGAACGUUACCAUGAAAGAGGAAGAUGAAGCAAACACGCCUAUGCCUAAUUCAGCAGCAUCAUUCUCAUCAGCACUAGCGACGUCUGCUUCUACGUUUGGUGGUGGUGGUGGCAAUCCAAAUGCAGUACCAGUAGGAGUCUCACCCGUGUCACCCGAAGCCGAGUUGCUACGAAUGGCCUAUUUCUUUCAAAAUGCCGCACACAUGCCCACCAUGCCCCACCACCAAGACCACAGAAUGAUUCAGCAUCAUCAACAUCAUCAACAACAAUCGUAUCAUUUACUUUCAGCAGCAGCAGCAGCACCACCAGCACCACCAGUGAUGCCUUCCAACAGCAUGCAAAUGCUCGCACUAUUGGCCCAACAUUCCCAAUUCCAACAUCAUCAUCAGCAACAUCAUCAGCAACAGGAGCAGCAACAGGAGGAGGAGCCGCCAAAACCACAGCUGGAACAGCAACAGACUCAGAAGACCCAAGAGGACCACGAGACUCAAGAUGAAGACCCAUCUACUCCUCCUCCACCACCACCACCAAGAAAGAGAGGACGACCCCGAAAAGACAAAUCCUUGCUAGCCAAAAACAAUAGUGACAACAACAGCGAGAACGACAGCAAAAAUAGCAAAAGAAAAGAGAAGAAACCCAAAAAGGCCGGGGGGAAUGCUGCGAAAGCUGCGAAAGCUGCGAAAGCAGGAGUCAAAUACUGCAACAAACAAAUUGACAAGUGGAUUGUCCGAUACAACGAAGCCAAGGAAUAUGCCGAAAAGAAUGGUCACUGCAUGAUUCCGAAUGAAUAUCCGGCCAAUCCUUUGUUGGGUGGUUGGGCCAAACGGCAACGCUAUCAAUAUCAAGUCUUGAAAAAGGGUGAAAAGAAGGGCGCCUUCAAGAAACAACCCGCUGCCAUACUCUUGCAUGCCAGCCGGAAUUCCUCCAUUUCGGCGGAACGCAUUAAAUUGCUAGAAGAUAUUGGAUUUUGUUGGCAACACAAGGAUCACAAAUGGCAUGCACGAUACGACGAAUUGGUCCAAUUCACCAAGGACUAUGGACAUGCGGCAGUCCCUACUACCUAUUAUGAAAAUCAAGGGCUUGCCGGAUGGGUCAAGGUCCAACGAAGGCAAUACAAGCUGUAUUCUUUGGGCAAGAAAUCUUCCAUGACGCAAUCUCGAAUUGCAUUGUUGGAAAAGGUUAACUUUUGUUGGAGCAUCAAAGAAAUUAUGACUCAUCUUCCAGAAGACCAACGAGAGGCCGAGAGAAAGGCAGAAGCCUUGCAACUGGUCAAAACCCAAAAGCACCCGCAACAAAUGCUAUUCGAAAAGGACGAGAGGAGGAGUCGAAUGAUCCAUCAUGCAGGAAUGCAAUUGCAGUCCAACGCCGCCUCCAUGCUGUCGACGAACAACAACAACGACAACAACGACAACAACGACAACAAUGAUGAUAAUGAUAAGAUGGCAAAAUCGAACGUCAUGCUGCAGCUACAGAAGACGAAGAGCAAGAAGAACAACAGCAAUGAUCAUGCCACAACCAAACCAAUGAGUAUUCGUAUCAGCGAUACUGAUGGUGCGGGUGAUGUUACAACCACAGCGACUGCAGUAGUAGUAGCGAAGGAAGAAGCUAAUACAUCAAUAUCUGUUGAGAAAGAAGUCAAAGACGUCUUGGACGAAAACGAUGCUAUUUCUGCAUUGCUGUCCUUUGGGCGAUGA